Molecule: messenger RNA, 1152 nt
Organism: Cyprinus carpio (common carp)
Lineage: Eukaryota; Metazoa; Chordata; Actinopteri; Cypriniformes; Cyprinidae
Product: protein rapunzel-like
Exons: 1
Coding region: 1-681 (226 amino acids)
Source: RefSeq, a predicted model, not a curated record
AUGGCUGAAAAUGAGAUCUUAGAAGACCAAGACAAGCUGAAGAGGGGUCUAGUGAAGGUUCUGGAAUGCGUGGCCACCAUCUCGUCUGCAGCAGCGGUGGUCAAUCCCAUCUUCGGCAUGGCUGGUUCUCUCAUCCGUGUGGUUCUACAUCAUGUGGAUGACAAAGACAUUCAGAAACUCAAACGUGAAUUUGGCAGCGUGAAUCGAGCCCUGGACGAAAUCUCACAGCAGAACCAGAAUGUACUGCUUCAGAUCAGGAAGGAGACUGUGGACGGCCUGUACUGUCGUGUAGAAGAAAACAUUCGUAAUCAGUUCUCCAAAUUCAUGGACACUGUGGAGGUAUCGGCAGCACAUGAACAGCGCAAGAAAGAAUUUGAAAUGAGCUUUGUGAUCAAUCAGUGUGACCAGAACCUCCACACGCUGUACGGCGGUGUGAUGGGUGAAUCGAAGCUCUUCUGUCAGCCCAUCCUAGAGGUCUACAUGAAACAUUCACAGGGUGACCAGCGUGUCAUGGAAAACCUCUGCACUCGACUCACAUACUUGUUCUGCGCCGGUCUCAUUGCUCUGAUGAGUUACGCUGCCAUCGUCGGGGAUGAUGAGGAAGCUCUGCGCAUCGAGUGGGAAGAGAAAAUGAAAGAUGUGGCCAAAAAGAUGUCAGAAGUGUUAAACAGUUAUAAGUGAUUCUACCUCAUGUGACCUUUUCCACAAUAUAUCUUUCUAUUGUUCUCUAUCUAUUUUACCUGUCAUUGCCCUAGCAACUGCUGUCCAUAGUUGUCUAUCUAUUCAUCUAGUUGUACCAUGCACCCACACUGAACAACCUGUUAACCCAUACUGUUGUUCUGCAAAUACUUGCAAUUUUGAAACAAAAGUUAUAUAGAACUGUAAUAUACUGAUGUUAUUUUUUGAAAAUGAUGUACUUGUCUUUUUGUACAGUGCACUCAAACUGAAUAUACCCAACAUUAAAAUAAUAAUUUAUCUUUAUUCAAAAUAAUAUUGCAAAUAAUAAUAAUAUUGCAAAUUCUAAUGCCAUGUAGCCUUGAAAUGCUUUUCUCAUGAAUCUCUAUCUCUCUACAAUGUCAUUGGUAUAUUUAUAUUUGGCACUGUAUAAUGUACUCUGCAGUAUUAUGAAUAAACAAAUAUAUGAGGAAUACA